Molecule: messenger RNA, 1075 nt
Organism: Zea mays
Lineage: Eukaryota; Viridiplantae; Streptophyta; Magnoliopsida; Poales; Poaceae
Exons: 6
Coding region: 217-867 (216 amino acids)
Source: RefSeq, marked provisional
AAACAGAAAUCUAGCUUAAGCAUCCGGCUCGCACGCACCGACGCGCGACGCACGAGACCGACCACCUUCCUCCGCCCCACCACUCCCCCCGCGCGCGCCGUGCGAUCACCGCCGGCCCCCGCCCUCACCCUGGCCGCCUUGAGGAAAAGCAAGGCCAACGCCUUCUCCUCCUCCUCCUCCUCUCCACCGAGGUCGCGCCGCGCGAUUGCCGUCACGAUGGCCGCGUCGCUGCUCGUGCUCGCCGUGGCGUUCCUGGUUGGCGCUGGCCACGGCGGCAUCGAUGGGGGUGCAGCAGCUCACAUGGAGGUAGAGGGCUCUGAGGUGACCUACGGGAGUGUGAUUAAGCUGUUGCAUGAGAAGACAAAGCACCGUCUGCACUCACAUGAUGUGCCGUACGGCUCAGGCAGCGGUCAGCAGUCUGUCACCGGCUUUCCUGAAGGCGAUGACUCAAAUAGCUACUGGAUCAUAAAGCCUACUCCAGAUUCAUCGUCUAAGCAAGGUGAUUCCAUUCAAACUGGUGGCAUCAUCAAGUUGCAACACAUGAAGACUCGGAGGUGGUUGCACAGUCACCUGCACGCUUCACCGUUAUCUGGUAACCUUGAGGUUAGCUGUUUUGGUGGGGAUGAAUUGUCAGAUACUGGUGACUAUUGGAGGCUAGAAAUUGAAGGAAGUGGAAAAGUAUGGAAAAGAGACCAAAAGGUACGACUUAGACAUGUUGACACUGGAGGUUAUCUGCAUAGUCACAGCAAGAAGUACAACCGCCUUGGUGGUGGGCAGCAAGAGGUCUGCGGUGUCCGAGAGAAGCGAGCUGAGAACAUUUGGUUGGCAGCAGAGGGUGUUUAUCUCCCGGUUAACGGAAGCAAGUGAAAAAGCACUUUCAGUAUUUACCAGUUUUAAUGUUAAUUAGCAUAGGAUCAGAUAUUUUACUCGCUUUCAUUCGUUCUUGUUUUUCUUAAGAUAAAUGAACAUGGGACAUGACCCCUAGUGAUAUGAAAUUGGAAUGUUGGGCAUCGAAGGUGUCGUACAUGCUUGUAAUUGGAUAUUUGUGAUACAUGUGUGACCGUGUAGAGACUCA